UAACGUGUGAGCACUUUAAAAUUUAUUAGUUCAAUUCGCAGAAGUGGAUCUGGGGAAUGUUCGUUUUCUUUCAUUUCUAAACAUCCAUGUUUAUCAAGAUGUAUCAACUCAAGCCUACGUCAACUAUAGUCCGUAAACAGUACCGUAGGGUCCAGAUGGCUUCGAGCGGCGAGAGCCUCCCCAACGUAGACGGCGAGAAGGAAGGGCGAGGACACUGGUCACACAAAUGUGACUACCUCUUCACAAUGACGGGCUAUGCUAUCGGGCUUAGCAACGUGUGGAGAUUCCCUUACCUGUGUUAUUUAAAUGGCGGAGGGGCGUUCCUGGUCCCCUACCUAUUGACGCUGGUACUGGUGGGCAUCCCGCUGUUCUUCCUGGAGACGGCCGUCGGGCAGUUUAGUUCCUCCAGCUGCCUUGCCGUCUUCUCCGUCUGCCCGGCUUUCAAAGGUCUUGGUAUGGCAUCCCUCGCUAUCAACUUGGUGACACUAACGUACUACAUCAUUUUAGUCUCGUAUCCCCUGCUGUUCCUCGCCCACUCCUUCAGCUGGGACCUUCCGUGGGCCUCGUGCGGGAACAGCUGGAAUUCGCCCAACUGCACGGCCGAAGGAGAUGUGAAAGACGGUGUGUCUUCAGCCGAUGAAUUCUUUCACCAGAAGAUCCUGCGGGUCUCGUCCGGCAUCGACGACCUCGGCCGCAUUGAGUGGCCGGUUGUUAUCGUGACCUUCGUGGUCUUCGUCUUCCUCUUUUUCUGCGUCUUCAAGGGGAUUAAGAUUCUGGGGAAAGUCGUGUGGUUCACAGCGAUUUUCCCGUUUGUUAUGCUGUUCAUUCUGCUGAUACGUGGGGUCACACUUCCGGGAGCCACGGAUGGAAUCUACUUCUACAUCUAUCCCGAGUUUAACAGACUUAAAGAGAUGAAGGUGUGGGCGGCAGCGGCCAUACAGAUCUUUUAUUCCUUGGGUCCCGGAUGGGGGUCGCUCAUCUGCUUCGGUUCCUACAACAAAUUCAACAAUCGGUGCACGAGGGACGCGCUCAUUGUCCCCGUCCUGAACAGCAGCACCUCCAUCCUGGCGGGAUUCGUCGUCUUCUCAGUGCUCGGCUUCAUGGCCAAGAGAGCUGGCGUUUCUAUUGAAGAACUUGCUGUUGCUGGCCCGUCCUUGGUGUUCGUCGUCUAUCCUGAGGCUUUAUCCCUGAUGCCGGUUUCUCCCUUGUGGUCCGUCCUUUUCUUCCUGAUGUUGUUCUUCCUGGGCAUAGACGCCUGCUUUGCUCAUAUAGAGACUCCAGUACUGUGCAUCUUAGACGAAUUUGCAGAGUUACGUGGUCGCAGAGGCUGGGUCACUUUCUUCAUAUGUUUCAUUUCCUUCUUGGCAACAAUCAUCUUUGGAACGGAUGGUGGGAUAUACUGGGUAACACUGGUUGACUGGUACUGUGCUUCGUUCACCGUUAUUGUUGUUUGUUUGUGCCAGAUAUGCAUAUUCAGCUACUUCUAUGGCGCUGGUCGAACUGUGCAGGACCUUCAGCUGAUGAUUGGACGACGCAUUGGCUACGGCUGGUGGGGCACUUGGCUGGUCGUCACUCCCCUUGUGCUCCUGGGCAUCCUCAUGAACACUGUGCUGAAUCAGUCUGGCGCAGGAUACCGAGGGCAGACCUUCCCGACCUGGGCUCAGAGCACCGGCUGGGUCAUCGCCCUCACCUCCAUCCAAUUCAUUCCAACCUACUUCCUCUACUACUUUUGCUUUAGAACUGCUGGCUCGUUCAAACAGCGGAUCAAGUCCUGCCUGUCCCCGUCGGCCGCCUGGGGCCCAGCCCACCCGAGCCACCGGGAGGAGUGGAUGCAGCACCGCCUCAAGUACCCUCUGCGUCACCGCCUCCUGCAUCCCAACCUCUGUGCAGAGAAUACGUCCCCACCAGAUAUGUUUUUGAAUACCUUGUAAUUUGUCUAUGAUGGGGAAAAAAGAACUCCACACGAAAAUGUCUUUCAUUUAUGAAUAUUUGUUCAUACUGGCCGAAAGUACAAGCAAGUCUGGAAAUGUCCUUCACGCGUUUUUAUUUCUAUUUUAUUUUUUUUCUUCAGAGACACGUACAGCGUUAAAGCAGUUUUACAUAUGGCGAAAAUAACUGUAUUAGAUGUAGGUAGCUCAUUCUUCAACUGAUUAUGGUAAAAUUGUGGUAAAAUUUUUGUGUAAUCGUUGUAUAAUAUGGUUUAAAGAUAUGUUAUUUUUUAUCAAAACUGUGUUAUCAUAAUUUUCUACAUGCAAACUGAGACACUAUUGAACUGCCAAGCAUUCACAUUAUAUACUAUAGUUUCUAUAUACGAAUGCCGUAGAUUGUUCUUUGGAUGUGGAUGGCACCAGUUUUUAUCUUAGUUUACAGAGAACACAUCAUGGCAAGUCUGAUUUGGAAUGCUUAAGAACGAUUUCAUAUAUGCAAUGCAGGAUUAAGGUGCUGUAGAGAAAGUCAAGGUAUUGCGCAAAAUUACCAGUCAUUAGUUGUCAAAUUAUGAAAUAUGCUUCUUUCAUUUUGACCCUAAAAUAUAUCUAGUUUAGGAUACUUAUCACAAAUCAAAAAAAAGAUAAUUGAUAA
This is a messenger RNA of Penaeus monodon (black tiger shrimp), 2580 nucleotides long. Its product is annotated as sodium- and chloride-dependent glycine transporter 2-like. The transcript has 14 exons. The record is from RefSeq and is a predicted model, not a curated record. Gene Ontology annotation, cellular component: membrane. Lineage: Eukaryota; Metazoa; Arthropoda; Malacostraca; Decapoda; Penaeidae. Bases 87 to 1931 code for a protein of 614 amino acids. Gene Ontology annotation, molecular function: glycine transmembrane transporter activity. Gene Ontology annotation, biological process: sodium ion transmembrane transport.